GAUAUCUGGGGAGACCCGGUGUCUGAUGUUGCCUCCCUUCAGCCGGAGACCUCUGAAGAGAUCCCGGGAGGAGGCCCGCUGCUUCUGCAUGACACAGUCUGGCUGCUGCGGCUGAGGCCUCCGGCGGCCACGGAGCCCCCUCCGAGAGCCAGGAUUCCGGCUGGAGCCUCGCUAAUUCCUCCCUGUCUUCAACUGAAGAAAGAAGAAGAAGGGGGAAGCACGCACGGAGGACUCGGCUCCACUUCUGGCGUCGGUCCUUCCCCCACUCCACGAGGAGAGCUUUCAGACCCCUCUGGAGGAAGGGGUCGGAGUUGGUUGACGGCCCGGGACUUGCUUUCCCCUAAAGCUUCACGGGCUUUAUUGCACCGAAGACUGGAACCUGAGAGAAGAUAUCUGCCCUGAGCCGUCGUUCUCCCCAAAGGGGAGGAGAACCCCCAUGAAGCCUUGAAGCUAAAAAAUCUCCAAUGCUCUGAGAAGUGAGUGACCUAUGAAGAUUGAAGAAGGACCGCCUUCCUAACCUCCUCCCCCCUCGGUCUACCCGGCUUCCAUCUCUUAGGGGACCCUAAAAUCCGCCUUUGGAGGGCUGUAGCAAACCGUCUUUUUCCGAAAGAACAUUCGCAUACAGCUGGUGCAGGCCAUGAAUAGCAGCAGCACUUCCCACUCUCCAGUUCCCAGAGUCGGGUAUCUAGGAGAUCAAUAGAGGAAAGGUGGGGGUGGGGUGGGAAGCGGCACUAUGGCUGCUGCCGGCGGCUACACAGACUUGCGGGAGAAACUCAAGUCCAUGACAUCCCGGGAUAACUACAAGCCCAGCAGCCGGGAGGCCGCCGUGGUGGCCGUGGCGGCCGCGGCUGCAGCUGCCGAGCCCUACACCAUCCCGGCCAAGCGUAAAUACCACGAAGACUCGGAUUCAGAGCGCAGUGACUACGAGGAGCAGAAGGAAGAGGAGGCCCGCAAAGUGAAGAGUGGCAUCAGGCAAAUCCGCCUCUUCAGCCAGGAUGAAUGUGCCAAAAUCGAGGCCCGCAUCGACGAGGUGGUGUCCCGAGCAGAGAAGGGGUUGUAUAACGAGCACACGGUGGAUCGGGCGCCCCUCCGCAACAAGUACUUUUUUGGAGAGGGCUAUACCUACGGAUCCCAGCUGCAGAAGCGAGGUCCGGGCCAGGAGCGGCUCUAUCCACCUGGGGACGUGGAUGAAAUCCCGGAGUGGGUGCACCAGCUGGUGAUCCGGAAGCUCGUGGAGCAUCGUGUCAUCCCUGAAGGCUUUGUCAACAGCGCAGUAAUCAAUGACUACCAACCCGGAGGCUGCAUUGUCUCACAUGUGGAUCCCAUCCACAUCUUUGAGAGACCCAUAGUGUCUGUCUCCUUCUUCAGUGACUCCGCCCUCUGCUUCGGCUGCAAGUUUCAAUUCAAGCCCAUCAGGGUCUCUGAACCUGUGCUGUUCCUGCCUGUGAGGAGAGGGAGUGUGACUGUGCUCAGUGGAUAUGCUGCUGAUGAAAUCACCCACUGCAUACGACCGCAGGAUAUCAAGGAGCGUCGAGCUGUCAUCAUACUUAGGAAGACAAGACUCGAUGCCCCAAGAUUGGAAACAAAGUCCCUGGGUAACUCUGUGUUACCCCCUGGUUACACUUCUGAUCGUCUGUCAGGAAGCAACAGGGACCAGAUUCUAAAACCAAAGCGGUCCCACCGAAAAGCAGAUCCAGAUGCUGCCCAUAGGCCACGAAUUUUAGAAAUGGACAAAGAAGAGAACCGGCGUUCUGUCCUCUUACCGAAACACAGGAGGAGGAGCAGCUUCAGCUCUGAGAACUAUUGGCGAAAGUCUUACGAGUACACAGAGGACUGCGGGGAGGAGGACGGAAGCCCAGCCCGAAAAGUGAAGAUGAGGAGACACUGAGAAAUGAGCAAAAGGACUCAAGCUGCAGAAACCAGCCUCCCUUCUGUGAAAACUUUCUUUGGCUGUUUCUCUUAGCAUUUUUUUCCCCCAAGAGUUUUUUUCUUCAUUUUAGGGCUGAAGAAAGGAACUGGGACAGGAUCCAGAUUUUUUUUUUUUGGUUCACUUAUUUUCCUGAAUGGAAAUGAUAUGGAGGCAUCUUUGUUUCUGGGGAGGAUUGGUUACCACCUGAGCAGUCAGAAGGGCACUUUGCCCUCACCAAGCAGAUAAAGUUGAAGCUGUGCUAGGCUGUGUUUAUUUAAAACACCAAAAAUGUUUUACUGUUUCACUGCUGGAGAUUCAAGAAAUUAGUCCUUUUGCUUUAAUUGUAAAUUUUUUUAAACGUUCUAAAUAUAUUGUUUGACCCCCCCUAGAGUUGAAACUUGGUCAUGGCCUCUUCAUGCUUUACCAACUUUAGAAUAGAGCUUGCUAAGCCCUAAGUCUCCUAUAGAUUUCUUUUCUCUAACCUGCCAUUUGGUAACUGGAAUCUUGAAGUUUGCAAAUUGUUCUUUCUGCAACAGAUUUCCAAGUUGCUUAGGACAUUUAGCUGAUAGCUUAUGUGGCCACUGCACCAAGUUCUGUUUUCUCCUACAUGUGCAGUUGUCAGUUCUCAGCCAGUUCUUGACCAUUCCCAGUGGCCCAAGAGAAAGGGGGGGGGGGGGGGUUGGUACUGGAACAGAGACCUUUGCUUAAAUAGCACGAUUUUGUUCAUAAGUAUCUCCUCUCAUGCAUUUGGACAUAUGUGUGAAUAUUUGGAUAGUGGUAGAGUCUUCUCAUGUUUUGGUCGGUUUUAGAAAUUUUUCUAGCAAGGGGGACUGAUGUCUUUCCAAGUCUAGGGUUUGGAAUAUGGAAAAGUGUCAUGGCGUGUGGGUGGGGUUUUUGUCUAUAUCUUUU
Messenger RNA from Dromiciops gliroides (monito del monte), 2818 nucleotides. It is a transcript of the gene ALKBH5, whose product is annotated as alkB homolog 5, RNA demethylase. The transcript has 4 exons. Gene Ontology annotation, molecular function: oxidative RNA demethylase activity. Gene Ontology annotation, biological process: mRNA export from nucleus; mRNA processing. The record is from RefSeq and is a predicted model, not a curated record. Gene Ontology annotation, cellular component: nucleus. The coding region runs from base 734 to 1888 and encodes 384 amino acids. NCBI's taxonomy places the organism in Eukaryota, Metazoa, Chordata, Mammalia, Microbiotheria, Microbiotheriidae.